Molecule: messenger RNA, 1216 nt
Organism: Nymphaea colorata (pocket water lily)
Lineage: Eukaryota; Viridiplantae; Streptophyta; Magnoliopsida; Nymphaeales; Nymphaeaceae
Exons: 3
Coding region: 190-633 (147 amino acids)
Cellular component (GO): cytoplasm
Source: RefSeq, a predicted model, not a curated record
UUCCGGUUCAUCGCUCAAAAACAGCAAUGGCAGAUUUGACUUUUCUUAUUUUCGAGUUAUAUUCUUGACCUUUUUGAGGUACUCGGUUUGGAGCUCGAACAUAUUACCGCCAGAUCGGUGGGUUCGCGAACUGUGGGGGUUUAAGGAGGUUAAACCCUACCCUAUCUCUCUCUCUCUCUCGCCUUAACAAUGAGUUUCCCCGGAGAGGAGAGGAUGGUGACGGAGAGAAUAAGAAAGAAACUCGAUGAGCUCAAUGUGGCAGUUCAGAACCAGCUCUCCGGAGUACAGGAUCACGUCAAUUUCACACUUCAGCAAGCAUACUUCAAAUGCGCACACGAAUGCUUUGAUAGAAGGAAGAGGCAAGAACAAAUAAAUAACUGUGUGGAGAACUGUAGCGUUCCUGUUUUUAAGGCGAACGGCUUGGUCGAGAGUGAGAUGGCCAAUUUUCAGGAGCGUCUGAGUCGAUCUAUGAUGGUUUGUCAAGACCAUUUCGAAGCAUCCAAACUUCAAGGGCAUAAAAAUGGAGACUUCAGUGGAUUAGAGUCAUGCGUGGAUAAAGCAAUUGAAGAUAACAUUUCUUUUUUGCCACACAUUGUCGAUAAAUUAAGUUCUGCUCUCUCCAUCGAUAAAUGAUUAGAGCAAUUCAGAUCUACUGUGGCCUUAAAUAGUUAUAUUUACAAGAUCUUUCUGUGGUGAAUAUUGAUAUAUGUAGUGGAUAUUAUUAGCUUUGUUGAUGUGAUCUUUGAACAGUCUGAACCAACCUAUCCAGAUAUGAUGCUGUGGUUUCCAUAGUUCACCGGUAUAUGGAAGAUGUUUUCUGUUUCAAUUUCAUGGAGCUGAUGUAUCAGCUUAGUCGUUGGUCCUUGGUGAUUGCACCUCUACUGCAAGAAACCAGAAGAAGUGGCUUAGAAGAAUAACGGGCUAUGGGGUUACCUGAUAUUUUUCUAGUUUUUUUUCUUUUUAAGCGUAUCAAUGGCUAUACUUGGUGUUCCUGUAUGGGUUUAUGGCACAGGGAAAUCGAGUUUGUGUCGAUGUCGUGGCUUUGUUCCUAAUUUAUGAUUUGUUGGUUAAACUUUCAUUUGUUAUAGAAGCCUGGAUAUUCCAUGCUUGGAAUCUGCAGUGUCGCUAUGGACGAUAUUGUAACAAUGCUCAGGUUUAUCAGAGCAUAGGCUACUCAACUAAUUAGUAUUUGCUAAGUUGAUUCUGCUCUGUUUUA